AAAUCAUCAUCCUCAUAUCUCACAAACUUCACCUUCUUUGUUGACAAGUAACAGCAACUAUGUCCUCAUUACCAAGUCCAGUGCCAAUCAUCCUCUGCGGCAGACGCGUCGAAAUUGGAAAGGUCGUCUCGGAGCUAUUGGCCCCGGAAUUCGAAGGAAUCCACUUCAUAACAACCAACGAAGCCGCUUUAACCGAUAUCCCCCGCCUCCUAAAAGGCGAGAAACUCGCGUCCCCAGAUACCAGUGGCGUAGGCACCCAGAACUACAGCCAAGUCCCGCGCGCUGUCAUCUUUGGUCGGGGAUACGAGGUUGCUGAAGUGGAGGAGUUUAGAAAAGCGAGUGAGGGUUAUGCCAAUCCUGUGGUUUGGUUUACGGGUGAUCCGAAUAAGAAGCCUGGUCCUAAUGAUCCGCCUCCUGGGCCCGGGUAUGCGCAGGCUGCGGCGAGUGCGUUGAAAGAGAAGUUGAUUGCUUGGAGGGAUGAGGGUGGUGUCGAUGAUGGGAUCUUUUUGUGGUAGUCAUUUUUGCAGGUCAGGGGUGUUGUUGAUGGAAUUCGAGGAGACUUGGUGUGUAUGGGUUAUGUGAGACAGGAGAGUAUCUUUUUGAAGUGGAUUAAGUCUUGAUAGCCAUGCAAUUGGAAUGCCAUCGAUAGUCAAUAAUUUUUCUG
This is a messenger RNA of Penicillium subrubescens, 664 nucleotides long. RefSeq lists its product as uncharacterized. The record is from RefSeq and is a predicted model, not a curated record. The coding region runs from base 60 to 515 and encodes 151 amino acids. Lineage: Eukaryota; Fungi; Ascomycota; Eurotiomycetes; Eurotiales; Aspergillaceae. The transcript is spliced from 2 exons.